This is a messenger RNA of Penicillium verrucosum, 3075 nucleotides long. RefSeq names its product non-ribosomal peptide synthetase. The coding region runs from base 1 to 3075 and encodes 1024 amino acids. The record is from RefSeq and is a predicted model, not a curated record. NCBI's taxonomy places the organism in Eukaryota, Fungi, Ascomycota, Eurotiomycetes, Eurotiales, Aspergillaceae. The transcript has a single exon.
AUGUCGCCGUCUCCCCGUGGUGUAAGGAAACUUGAUGCAAGCCUAGUGAGGCACGCUGGGCUUGCUCAACUUUUUCAGGCGCAGGCCCGGCUUCUUGGUCCAAUGACAGCCAUAGAAUAUGGCAAGUGUGCUGUCUCCUAUGGUGAAUUGCACUUCAAAGCCCUCCAGCUCGCGCACCUGAUCCGACAGGAAGCCCCUAAACCAGGAACUCCAAUUGCGAUCGCCAUCCCCCGCGGAGUCAACCAUAUUUUAGCGCAAAUUGCCAUUGUUUAUGCCGGUGGAACCUGUGUUCCUUUGGACACAAAACAUCCAGACGUGUUUCUUCAGAAGCUUGUCCAAAAUCUGGAUGUGAAGCUAGCUCUAGUGGACAUCGACAAUUGGAGUCGACAUCUAGAGAUCGACAAUAUCCUUGUAGACCAUACCCUGAGCCCUGAACUAUCCGACGAGGAAUUCAAGGUCUCCUCCAAUGAGCCAUCGAGCCGUUCCCAUAUCCUUCACACCUCAGGUACAACGGGGGAACCCAAAGCCGUCCAAAUUCUGGCUGGCGGAAUCAUCAACUUGGCAUUUAAUUCCACCACUCUAUUUCAAGAUGACCAACGACUUGCACACAUCGGCAAUACGGUCUUCGACAUCACCUUAUUUGAAACAUGGGUGUGCUUGUUGAGAGGUGGGACGGUGGUAGUCUAUCCACAUGAGAUAGUCAUAGACCCCGUUCUCUUCUCGCGGAGUCUCCGAGACGACCAAAUCGAAGUUGUGUUUGUUACUACCGCAUUGCUAAACGCAAUUGUCAAAACCUGUCCGGGGGCAUUUUCCACAGUCCACACUCUAAUGACCGGUGGCGAGAUAAUCAACGUGUCGGUGAUCCGGAAGAUAUUCGAUCAUGGGCCCCCGGAGCGAGUAAUCCACAUGUAUGGACCAACUGAAUGCACUGUGUUUGUAAUCUCGCACAAGAUCACCGCAGCGGAUAUCCACAAUGGUCACAUUCCACUCGGGAAGCCAAUUGGCAAUUUUCAGCUUUUCAUUGUCGACGAAAAUCUCAGUCCAGUUCCAACGGGCAGCGAAGGAGAACUGGUAAUAGCAGGGGCAGGAGUUUGCGGAGGAUAUUGUAGGAAUCCUCUAGCCAACAUCAAGUCAUUUAUAAACCCCCCACAUCUUACAUUGAAAGGUACCGCGGUGGGAUUCUCGCGUCAUGCCUAUAGGACGGGCGAUAUCAUGCGAAUGAACGAGUCUGGCUUGUACGAGUUUGUCGGCCGCCGCGACAGACAAAUCAAGAUCCGGGGCCACCGCGUCGAGCUAGAAGGUCUCGAGAAUAUCUUCUUAAGCACGAAUCUUGCCUCCGCGGCAGCGGUUGUCAAGGUUGAGCCCAAGGAUGCCGAGACGGGGCCAAUACUGGUUGCCUAUAUUGUACCGCAAUGCAUUCAUGUCGACCCUGAGACCGUAGCACGAGCAUUCGUCAGCCGCGCUCCCCAUCUUCCGGUGCCUCGCGUCGAGCUUCUUGUGGAGCUUCCAUUGGGAAAGACAGGGAAGUGUGAUCGAAGGAAGCUUGAGCAACUGUGUAUAGAAAAGAUGAGGGUCGUGCGUGAGAGUCAAAUGCACUCGAACGGAAGCAUCGACUCUGUGGAAACGUGUUUGGAACAUAUCUGGCUCGAGAUACUGGGGUAUCCAAAGGACCACCUGGAUUUUUCCGAUGACUUUUUCCAUUUGGGCGGAACCUCACUGCAAAUUGCACAUCUGAUCGGCCGAAUUCGAGUUUUGCUAGGAUCUGAGCUGCGGUCCACGGCUCUGUAUGAGAAUUCCACACUAGGCCAACUCACACGGCUAGUUCAAAAGCUCAAGAACGGAACAGCUUUGCCAGACGCAGCAGAUGAUCAAAGCAUCCUGGCUCUGGAUUCGUUAUCAGGCCAAGACCUACAGGUUAGUCUCGACCCGGUCGUCGACUGGCUCGACGCUUCAGAAGGCCGAGUGUUCCUCACCGGAGCAACUGGAUUCGUCGGCGCCUUUCUCCUCGCGUCACUGCUGUCUAUGCCACAGGUCACCCAAGUCGCAUGUCUUGUUCGUGCCGAGAACACAUCCGCAGCCGACGUACGCAUCAAGAAAAUAUUGGAGAAAUACAGACUGCAUGGUUUCCAGGAGAACAAAAUUAUUUCUAUCCCCGGCGACUUGUUGCUCCCGCACCUCGGCCUUCUGCAAGAACAGUACAACCACUAUGCAAGCUGGGCGAGUGUGGUUUUCCACUUGGGGGCAAUAGUCAGUUACGUCCAGCCGUACUCCCGUCACCGAGCGACCAAUGUCCUGGGAACGUUAGAAAUAAUAAGAUUUGCAAAUCACUCUCGGCCAAAACGGCUGAUCUACUCCUCGAGCAUCGCUGCAUAUGGACCGACGGGAUUUAUCCAAGGAACCAAUACCGUCCCAGAGGAUGAGAGACCACUAGACCACAUCACGGCUUUACAAUAUGACACAGGAUAUUCUCAAAGCCAGUUCGUGGCGGAAAAUGUGGUCUGGAAUGCCAUCCGCAGGGGUUCGCCGGCGAUCAUCGUCCGUCUCGGAUAUGUCCUAGGGCACAGUCAGACGGGAAGAGGGAACCCGAAUGACUUCAUCAGUUGUCUCAUGUCGUCCUGCCUCCAGCUGGGGCAUUACCCUAUCCUACCGGGGCAGCGCAAAGCGUUCGCCUCGGUGGAUUUCGUGGUGGAUGCGACACUGCGAAUCGCCUCCUCCGAGGAGAACGUGGGCCAUGCUUAUAAUUUGAUCCAGCCGGUACCCAUAGAUCUUCAGGAAGCCUUCAGUCUGAUAAAUGGACAAUGUUCUUACCCACUGCAAGGUAUCUCGUUUUCCCGCUGGCUGGAAAUGUUUGUCGAUGAUGCGACGAACCCGUUGCAUCCCUUUCUUCCGCUAUUCCAGGAGAAGAUAUGGGGUAUCCAAACCCGUUGGGAAGUUCAAGAAAAUGCGCCUCGGUUUGAGAUUACCAACACUCUGCGGGCUCUUCGUAAUAGUCCAGAGCUGCUUUCGUGGAUGUCGGCACUGGAUCUGCUUCGAAAGUACAUCCCCGAGUGGUCUGCGGUUUCAAGCAAUCUUUGA